Messenger RNA from Nanorana parkeri, 6140 nucleotides. It is a transcript of the gene DSCAM, whose product is annotated as DS cell adhesion molecule. Gene Ontology annotation, biological process: dendrite self-avoidance; homophilic cell-cell adhesion; axon guidance. Lineage: Eukaryota; Metazoa; Chordata; Amphibia; Anura; Dicroglossidae. The transcript is spliced from 33 exons. The record is from RefSeq and is a predicted model, not a curated record. Gene Ontology annotation, molecular function: cell-cell adhesion mediator activity. Bases 41 to 6100 code for a protein of 2019 amino acids. Gene Ontology annotation, cellular component: axon; plasma membrane.
GUGGAGGACAGAACCUGACGCUGGGAGGAGAGACAGGAGCAUGUGGAUACUGCUUGUCUUCUGGUUCCAAAGCAUCAUAAAUGUUUCUAGUGAAGAUCUACAUGCCAGCCUAUAUUUUAUCAAUGCAUCUCUGCAAGAGGUAGUAUUUGCUAGCACCACGGGGGCUCUGGUACCCUGCCCUGCAGAAGGAGUCCCUCGUGUGACGCUCAGAUGGUACCUAGCAACGGGCGAGGAGAUCUACGAUGUCCCUGGGAUCCGCCACGUCCACCCCAAUGGCACUCUCCAAAUUUUCCCCUUCCCUCCUUCAAGCUUUAAUAACUUAAUCCAUGAUAAUACUUACUAUUGCACAGCCGAAAACCCUUCAGGGAAAAUCAGGAGUCAGGAUGUCCACAUUAAGGCCGUGUUACGGGAAGCCUAUACGGUCCGAGUGGAAGAUCAGAAAGCCAUGAGAGGCAAUGCAGCAGUCUUCAAGUGCAUUAUCUCCUCCCCAGUGGAGGCCUAUGUCUCCUGGGAGAAGGACACCGUCUCACUUGUCUCAGGAUCUAGAUUUCUCAUUACAUCAUCGGGAGCCUUGUAUAUUACAGAUGUACAGAAUGAAGACGGAUUAAAUAAUUACCGAUGUACAACGCGGCACAAAUAUACGGGAGAAACGCGGCAGAGUAACAGCGCCAGACUGACUGUAUCAGAUCCAGUCAACUCUGCUCCAACGAUUAUUGAUAAGUUUGAGCACCUGACAGUAAUGGCAGGACAGAGAGUGGAGCUGCCAUGUAAAGCCUCUGGAUACCCGAUACCCCACACCCGAUGGCUGAAGGACAACGUCCAGCUUGAAAUGGGCAGCAGGUUCCGGAACACAGUUGUAGGUUUGCUGAUUGAAAACACCCGGCCGUCAGACUCUGGAACGUAUAUCUGUGAAGUGUGGAACAGCUACGGCAACGCAGAAGUAAUUGGAUCUCUUUAUGUAAAACAACCCCUGAAGGUGGCAAUCAGUCCGAGGAAGGUGAAGACCAGCGUCGGUAGUCAGGUGGCGUUGUCAUGCAGCGCUACCGGUACAGAUGACCCUGAUAUAACCUGGUACAGGAACGGUGAUAUUGUGAUUGCUGGGAGCAAUGUUAGAAUAACUGGUAUUAGUCAUGAAACCCUCAUAAUGGAUGCCGUGGCGAAAAGCGACAGCGGAGCUUACCAGUGCUUUGUGCGCAAAGAUCGGAUGUCAGCCCAGGAUUAUGCUCUGGUGGUGCUCGAAGAUGGAACACCAAAAAUUAACUCUGCGUUCAGCGAGAAGGUGGUGAGCCCUGGCGAGCCUGUCUCCCUCAUGUGUAACGUGAAAGGCACGCCUCUACCCACCAUCACCUGGACCCUGGACGACGAGCCCAUCAUCAAGAAUGGCAACCAUCGCAUCAGCCAGCUCAUCACCUCUGACGGCAAUGUUGUCAGUUAUCUAAACAUCACCAACACCCAGGUGCGGGACGGGGGAGUCUACCGCUGCACUGCCAAUAAUUCCGCGGGAGUCGUCCUGUACCAGGCUCGAAUAAACGUAAGAGGUCCAGCAAGCAUUCGACCAAUGAAAAAUAUUACAGCAAUAGCAGGGCGGGACACAUACAUCCACUGUCGUGUGAUUGGCUAUCCAUAUUACUCCAUAAAGUGGUAUAAGAAUUCCAACCUCAUCCCGUUCAACCACCGACAAGUGGCAUUUGAGAACAACGGAACGCUAAAGCUAACCGACGUACAGAAGGAUGUGGAUGAAGGGGAGUAUACAUGUAAUGUCCUUGUCCAACCACAGUUGUCCACAAGCCAGAGCGUCUACGUUACAGUGAAAGUACCGCCAUUCAUUCAGCCAUUCGAGUCCCAAAGAUUUUCUAUUGGACAGAGAGUGUUCAUCCCAUGUGUUGUGGUCUCUGGAGACCUUCCCAUUACCAUCACCUGGCAGAAGGACGGAAGGCCAAUUCCGGCCAAUCUCGGGGUGACCAUCGACAACAUUGAUUUCACCAGCUCUCUGCGGAUCUCCAAUCUGUCUCUAAUGCACAAUGGAAAUUAUACCUGCAUCGCUCGGAACGAUGCUGCAGCUGUGGAGCACCAAAGUCAGUUAAUUGUCAGAGUUCCUCCUCGAUUUGUGGUACAACCCACCGACCAGGACGGCAUUUUCCGAAAAGCUGUGAUACUGAAUUGUUCUGCAGAGGGAUAUCCUGUACCUACCAUUGUGUGGAAGUACUCAAAAGGUGCCGGAGUUCCCCAGUUUCAGCCAAUCGCUUUGAAUGGACGAAUACAGCUUCUCAGUAAUGGCUCCUUGUUGAUAAAGCACAUUCUGGAGGAAGAUAGCGGAUACUACCUCUGCAAGGUCAGCAAUGAUGUGGGAGCUGACGUCAGCAAGUCCAUGUAUCUCACGGUUAAAAUUCCUGCGAGGAUAAUCUCCUACCCCAAUACAACGUUGGCUACGCAAGGUCAGAAGAAAGAAAUGAAUUGCACGGCGCACGGUGAAAAGCCCAUUAUUGUGCGUUGGGAAAAAGAAGACCGCAUGAUAAAUGUACCGGAAAUGUCUCGAUAUUUGGUGUCCACAAAGGAGGUGGGAGAUGAGGUCCUCUCCGUGCUUCAGAUUGUACCGACUGUACGAGAGGAUUCCGGCUUCUUCUCCUGCCAUGCCAUCAAUUCCUUUGGAGAAGAUCGAGGCAUCAUCCAGCUCACAGUACAAGAACCUCCAGAUCCUCCAGAAAUCGAAAUCCGGGAAGUGAGAGCUCGGAGUAUCGCCUUACGCUGGACAAUGGGAUUUGAUGGCAACAGUCCAAUCACAGGCUACGAUAUUGAAUGCAAGAACAAAUCAGACUCAUGGGAUUCAGUUCAGAGAACCAAAGAUGUCUCUCCUCAGCUAAACCAAGCCACCAUUAUUGACCUGCAUCCCUCUUCCACCUACAACAUCCGCAUGUAUGCAAAAAACCACAUUGGCAAGAGCGAAGCCAGCAACGAGCUCACCAUCACCACUGAGGAAGCAGCUCCUGAUGGUCCACCUCAGGAAGUCCAGCUUGAUCCCAUCUCCUCACAGAGUAUCAGGGUUACCUGGAAGGCCCCCAAAAAGCACCUUCAGAAUGGGAUUAUCCGUGGCUAUCAGAUUGGCUUUCGGGAGUACAGUACAGGGGGCAAUUACCAGUUUAAUAUCAUCACUGUAGACACUACAGGGGACAGUGAGGUGUACACUCUGGACAACCUGAAGAAGUUUACUCAGUACGGUGUAGUGGUGCAGGCUUGUAACAGGGCCGGGACAGGGCCAUCGUCUCAGGAAAUCAUCACCACCACACUGGAGGAUGUUCCCAGCCGCCCCCCGGAGAACGUCCAGGCUGCUGCAACCACACCAGAGACAAUAACAAUCUCUUGGUCUACUCCUCCCAAAGACGCCCUCAAUGGCAUCCUCCAGGGGUACAGGGUUAUCUUCUGGGCAAACCUUCUAGAUGGAGAGCUUGGUGAAAUAAAAAAUGUAACCACAAAUCAACCGUUACUGGAGCUGGAUGGUCUGGAGAAGUACACCAAUUACAGUAUCCAGGUGCUGGCCUUUACACGGGCUGGAGAUGGUGUGCGCAGCGAGCAAAUAUUCGUCAGAACCAAAGAAGAUGUUCCAGGUCCCACUGCUGGUAUUAAAGCUGCCGCAGCCUCAGCUUCCAUAGUCUAUGUAGCAUGGCUCCCCCCUUUAAAACUAAAUGGAAUCAUCCGAAAGUACACUGUGUUCUGCUCACACCCCUACCCUACGGUGAUCAGUGAAUUUGAGGCUGCACCGGACACCUUUUUCUACCGAAUACCAAACCUGAGCAGGAACAGACAAUACAGUGUGUGGGUGGUAGCUGUGACGUCUGCAGGAAGAGGAAAUAGCAGUGACAUCAUUACCGUUGAACCCGUGGCUAAAGCUCCUGCUAGAAUUCUGACUUUCAGCGGUACUGUGACAACACCAUGGAUGAGGGACAUUGUCCUGCCUUGUAAGGCCGUCGGAGAUCCCGCUCCCACAAUCAAAUGGAUGAAGGAAAGUAACGGGACACCCACUCCAGUAAUUACUGAUGGGCGAAGAAGCAUCUACAGCAAUGGGAGUUUUAUCAUCCGUACAGUGAAAGCAGAGGAUUCUGGCUACUACAGCUGCAUUGCCACAAACACCUGGGAGACGGAUGAGAUUGUCCUCAAUCUGCAGGUGCAAGUGCCACCUGACCAGCCUCGGCUUACCGUGUCAAAAAGUACGUCUUCAUCCAUAACGCUGUCUUGGAUCCCUGGGGAUAAUGGCGGGAGCUCCAUCCGAGGUUACAUACUCCAAUACUCAGAGGAUAACAGCGAGCAGUGGGGCAGUAUACCCAUCAGUCCCAGUGAGCGCUCAUACCGCUUAGAAAACCUGAAAUGUGGCACCUGGUACAAAUUUACCCUCACUGCCCAAAAUGGAGUCGGACCCGGGCGCAUCAGUGAGAUCAUAGAGGCUAAAACCCUUGGGAAAGGUACUGGAGUCUUGUCCUGCCCACCAAAAGCAGGAAAACCUCAAUUCUCAAAGGAGCAAGACUUGUUCGCCAGUGUCAACAGCACUCGGGUGAGGCUUAAUCUCAUUGGCUGGAAUGAUGGUGGGUGCCCAAUAACAUCGUUCAACCUAGAGUACCGGCCUUUUGGCACAACAGUGUGGACCCUGGCACAGAGAACAUCACUGUCCAAGUCUUAUAUACUCUAUGACCUGCAGGAGGGAGCCUGGUAUGAGCUACAGAUGAGAGUGUGCAACAGCGCUGGUUGUGCAGAGAAACAAGCCAAUUUCGCCACACUCAACUAUGAUGGCAGUACAAUCCCCCCACUCAUAAAGUCCAUUGUGACGAGCGAAGAAGGUCUGUCCAACAACAAGGGGAUAAAAAUGCUGGUGACAAUUUCCUGCAUCCUCAUCGCGGUCCUUCUUGUCUUCGCCUUGCUGCUGAUAGUCAGGAGGAGGAGGAGAGAGCAGAGACUGAAGAGACUGCGAGAUGCGAAAAGUUUGGCCGAGAUGCUCAUGAGCAAAAACACCCGGACUUCAGACACCCUGAACAAGCAGCAGACGCUGAGAAUGCACAUAGAUAUUCCCCGAGCACAACUUCUUAUAGAAGAGCGGGACACAAUGGAGACCAUUGAUGACAGAUCCACGGUGCUAUUGACUGAUGCUGACUUUGGCGAGUCAUCAAAACAGAAGUCAUUAACUGUGACUCACACGGUGCAUUACCAGUCUGUCUCGCAGGCUACGGGGCCCUUGGUGGACGUUUCCGAUGCUCGCCCUGGAACAAAUCCGACCACAAGGAAGAACGCCAAGGCCGGCCCAGCAGCUCGGAACAGAUAUGCCAGCCAGUGGACACUAAACAGACCGCAUCCCACCAUAUCCGCACACACACUGACCACAGACUGGAGACUACCCACUCCUAGGGCCACAGGCUCUGUAGACAAGGAAAGCGACAGCUACAGUGUCAGCCCAUCGCAGGACACAGACAGAGCAAGGAGCAGCAUGGUCUCCACGGAAAGUGCCUCGUCUACCUAUGAAGAGCUAGCAAGGGCGUACGAGCACGCCAAGAUGGAGGAGCAGCUGAGACACGCCAAGUUCACCAUCACAGAGUGCUUCAUAUCAGACACAUCAUCAGAACAGCUCACAGCAGGGACUAAUGAGUACACAGACAGUCUGACCUCUAGCACGCCCUCAGAGUCUGGGAUAUGCAGGUUUACUGCAUCGCCCCCUAAACCCCUGGACGGAGGAAAGGUGCAAAACAUGGCAGCCCCAAAGGCACAUCGGCCAGGUGAUGUGAUGAACUUACCGCCGUACCUUAGGAUGGACUUUUUAUUAAAUCGAGGUGCUUCAGGAACUAGCAGAGACUUAGGGCAGGCUUGCUUGGAACCUCAAAAAAGCCGGACCCUGAAGCGGCCCACAGUUCUGGAACCAAUACCAAUGGAAAAUCCAUCAGCAAGGGAGGUACAGUCAUGGCAGUCCAGUGGUGGGGCAACUGCGGCUGCACCGGUACCGCCACGAGAAGCCACAGAACUAGGACAGGCAGCUAAAAUAAGCAGUUCACAAGAAUCGCUACUGGACUCCAGGGGUCACUUGAAAGGAAACAACCCUUACACAAAAUCCUAUACCCUGGUAUAACAACUAAACAAAAAAGAGCUUGUAAAUACUAAAAAAAAAA